AAUGAUAAUAAAUGCUUUGCCAGCUUAGGCUCGCCCCUUAAUUUUCAUUUGUUUAGUUAUUAUUACUUAUAUUGGCCUUUUUAUAUCUGCUGUUUUAACAUUAUGUUUGAUGGUUGUGUAAGUUAGUCUGAGUAUGGUAACUGCUUUGAGUCUUUUUUAGAUCUGUUAUUUAGAUGUGACUUGCAGUAUAUCUACAUGGGAAUUGUUACAUAGCCCUACUACAAGUUUAGUGAAGCAGCUAGUUUAAUACAAAGUAACAAUAACUGCUAAAGAAAAGCUCAACAGAUGGGUUAUAGGUGUUGUCAACAACUUGUUUUUAAAAUUGUUGGAUACAUGUCUACAAUAGAUCUAAAGUUAUGAAACUUUUACUUUCUGGGUGCCAACAUUAAUUACUAUUUAUUUUUAAAUGUCAAUGAAUGCAUGUCUUGGGUGCCUUGUUCUGACACCUUUUACUUAAUUUUUAUUAGCCUCACUUGUUUACAUAUAUACAAUGAAUGUAAACUUAAUUUAAUUUAAAUGAAUGAUAAUAUUGUGUGGAAAUUUAUUCUUAAAUUUCUUUUUUAAAUGUUUAUUGAUAAUCUAGAAUAAUCUAGAUCUAGUAUAAUAGUAAAAAUAGUUUGUGUAGCACUUUGUGAUUUUAUCAUAGAAUAUGGUGUGAUGAGUGAUGUCUAAAACUUCCAAAAAAGGAUUGACAGAAGUGAAUUGAGCCCUAGGAAAUUGAUGGCUAUGAAGAAUACUCUCUUUCUUGUCGUGCUAUUUUGUUUUUUGCUUCAAAAUGCUUCAGCUGCUUAUGGCACUGAUUUUUAUGUUGGAGCCAUGAGAAACUACAGAGGAGAAACUAAUUACCUUCUUCUGUAUAUCGCAACUCCCUCUGUCACAUCAGUUUCUUUUUUAAUUGAAACCACCAAUGGAUUUAUUGGUAGUUACAGUGUCAGCAGCAGUGUCCCUGUUUUGUUAGUUUAUCAACAACACUUGUUACUAAUGAUGGCCUUUAUUCCAGUCGUUUCAAAGGAGUAUAUAUUUACUCAACAAAUGGAGGAUUAAUCUCUGUACUAGUGGUUAAUGUGAGAGGCACUGGCUCUUUUGGAGACUAUAUGGCCUACCCAUAUCAGAACUUGGCUCUUUCAGAAUAUCAAUAUUAUGCUGUAUCUACUGGGACACUUGUUGGUACUGCUUUGAGUGAAGUUUUGUUAGUUGGAAAUGAGGAUAACACAACUGUCACUGUCAUUCCUACUCAAACUGUUUCAGUUCCUAUUGAUAUUCAGACAAAUAGUAACAGUAAAACAGUUACUGCAGGCUCAUCGUUCAAUUUUACCAUUCACAGAAUGCAAACGUUUCUCAUUGGUGCCCCAUUACUUGACAUCAGUGGAACCAGUAUUGUAUCUGAUAAGCCUCUGACAGUAAUCAGUGGCCAUGAGUGUGGCAACAUUCCUCUUGUUUGUUGCUGUCAACAAAUUGCUGAGCAGAUACUUCCAACAAUAAUAUGGGGCAGAGAAUUCCUUUUGACUCCUUAUGCAACACGAUCUGAUGGCCCUUACUUUAAAGUUGUAGCAGCUUUAGGAGACACUUCUUUAAAUUUCACUUGUUCUGCUAAUGGAAGUAAUAGCUUUUAUUUACAAAAUGCAGGAGACGUCACUACUUUAUAUUCUAGUUCCAGUUAUUGCUCGAUUAUUUCUAAUAAACCAGUACUGGUGACACAGUUAGGACCAAGUCAAGACUCUGGUGGCAGUGGUAAUGGUGAUCCAGUUAUAUCACUUAUUCCUCCAAUAGAACUGCAUCAACAGAACAUAACAUUGGUCAUUCCUGGGUUUUCAUCAAUUAUUAACAAUUAUAUUAACAUUGCCACAACUACAAAAGGUUCAUUGUACAUCAAUGGCCAGUUACAAUCGGUAACUUGGAACAAUAUAUAUAACAAUAUGAGCAGUAUUAUUGGAUAUGGAACACAAAUUCCAUUCAACACAAUCUCCACCUUAUCUUCUUAUACUAUUUCAAUGGAGACAGGUUUCACUGCACUAGUAUAUGGCUUUGGUAACCAUCAUGGUUAUUCUUAUAGUGCUGGAAUAAAUCUAACAGGAAAUGGCAUAGAAAAUGUACCAUUAUUAGAUCCUUGCUUAAGCAAUAAUGGUGGUUGUGACCAGCUUUGCACUAGCACUUUUGAAAGCUAUGCAUGUAGUUGCCAUCCUGGCUUUAGUUUGGAUCUCAAUGGAUAUAAUUGUUCAGAUAUUGAUGAAUGUGCUGAUAAUGAUUGUGAACAUAUUUGUGUUAAUACAAUUGGAAGUUAUUCGUGCUUGUGCCAUGAUGGUUACAGUUUAGAUACAAAUAACAGAAAUUGUUCAGAUAUUGACGAAUGCACUGACUACAAUGAUUGUGACCAUAUUUGUGUCAAUACUAUUGGAAAUUAUUCUUGUUUGUGUGAUAAUGGAUAUACUUUGGAUACAAAUAAUAGAAACUGUUCAGGUUUGCUAUUGUGUGUUAGCUGUGUUGUGUAGGGCCAUGAA
Molecule: messenger RNA, 2498 nt
Organism: Amphimedon queenslandica
Lineage: Eukaryota; Metazoa; Porifera; Demospongiae; Haplosclerida; Niphatidae
Product: hemicentin-1-like
Exons: 4
Coding region: 1095-2489 (464 amino acids)
Molecular function (GO): calcium ion binding
Source: RefSeq, a predicted model, not a curated record